This is a messenger RNA of Enhydra lutris kenyoni (northern sea otter), 2347 nucleotides long. RefSeq names its product integrin alpha FG-GAP repeat containing 2. Gene Ontology annotation, cellular component: KICSTOR complex. The coding region runs from base 62 to 1396 and encodes 444 amino acids. Gene Ontology annotation, molecular function: protein binding. Lineage: Eukaryota; Metazoa; Chordata; Mammalia; Carnivora; Mustelidae. The transcript has 12 exons. The record is from RefSeq and is a predicted model, not a curated record. Gene Ontology annotation, biological process: regulation of TOR signaling.
UCGGGAGGGGCUCGGGGAACAUUUAGCGGGGUUCCCCGGUUCCUCGGCCCUUGGAAGCGCGAUGAGGUCGGUUAGCUACGUGCAGCGCGUCGCUCUGGAAUUUAGUGGGAGCCUCUUCCCGCACGCGAUCUGCCUCGGAGACGUCGAUAACGACACGUUAAAUGAACUGGUCGUGGGGGACACCAGCGGGAAGCUGUUCGUGUAUAAGAGUGAUGACAGCCGGCCGUGGCUCACCUGCUCCUGCCAGGGCAUGCUGACUUGCGUUGGGGUCGGAGAUGUGUGUAAUAAAGGAAAGAACCUGGUAGUGGCGGUGAGUGCCGAAGGAUGGUUUCACCUGUGUGACCUGACGCCUGCCAAGGCCCUGGAUGCUUCUGGGCACCACGAGAGCCUGACGGCAGAGGAGCAACAUCCAGUGUUCAAACAGCAUAUCCCUGCCAACACCAAGGUCAUGCUGAUCAGCGACAUCGAUGGAGACGGGCGUUGCGAGCUGGUGGUGGGUUACACAGACCGCGUGGUCCGCGCUUUCCGCUGGGAAGAUCUGGGCGAGGGCACUGAGCAUCCCAUGGGACAGUUGGUGUCCCUCAAGAAAUGGACGCUGGAGGGUCAGGUGGACAGUCUCUCGGUGACUCCCGGGCCCCUGGGUGUGCCAGAACUGAUGGUAUCUCAGCCAGGCUGUGCUUACGCCAUUCUGCUGUGUACCUGGAACAAGGACACCGGGCCCCCCCCCACCUCUGAGGGAGCCCCGGAGGGCAGUAGAGACACCCUGGCUGCCCGAGAUGUCAUGUUGCACCAGACUUCUGGCCGCAUCCACAACAAGAACGUCUCCACCCACCUCGUUGGCAACAUCAAACGAGGCCACACCGCUGAGAGGGCUGGCUCUGGCCUCUUUGCCCUCUGCACUCUGGAUGGGACCCUGAAGCUGAUGGAGGAAGCAGACAAGCUGCUGUGGUCGGUGCAGGUGGAUCACCAGCUCUUCGCCCUGGAGAAACUGGAUGUCACGGGCAACGGGCAUGAGGAGGUGGUGGCCUGUGCCUGGGAUGGACAGACGUAUAUCAUUGAUCACAACCGCACCGUCGUCCGCUUCCAGGUGGACGAGAACAUCCGAGCCUUCUGUGCAGGCCUCUUUGCCUGCAAGGAGGGCCGCAACAGCCCCUGCCUCGUGUACGUCACGUUCAACCAAAAGAUCUACGUCUACUGGGAGGUGCAGCUCGAGCGGAUGGAAUCGACCAAUCUGCUGAAACUGCUGGAGGCUGAGCCAGAGUUCCAGAACCUCCUGCAGGAGCUGGGCGUGGAUCCUGACGACGUCCCAGCCGUCCGUGCCCUGCUUCACCAGACCCUCUACCAUCCGGACCAGCCACCCCAGUGUGCUCCUGCAAGCCUCCACGAUCCCACCUAGCCGGACUUGCCCUCUUAGCUGAAAAAGGAGCCUCCUGAACCCCCCCACCCCCAGGUAUCCAUGGUGCUGGCAGAAUAGGGAGCAAACAUCACAGAGGGGCAUGGAAGGAUGGCAGCCAUCCUAGGGGGGCUGUGAAAGAAGAGACGAGUUGGCCUUCUGUUCGUUUCCUCGUGUACCUUACCCAUCACAUCGGCAGAAUCGUAGGACCCCCACCUCAUUCCACAUGUGCGGGACCGCUCCCUCCCCCCUGGAGCUCCCCAUUCUCCUUGUAUGGCAAACAAGCAUGUUUGUGAGCCAGGAGCACAGAUCUUUUGGAGGGCUCCAACGCUUGUAAUGAAAGCAGGCUUUCCGGCCAGUGGAGCAAUGAGCUAAGGGCUUUCCCUGGUUCCAAGCUCCAUCUCCCCUGGCACAACUCCAAGUCAUUGGCAUCCGUGGUGAUUACAGGAAUGGCCCAGUGUUUUGCUUUUGAAGACGGCCUUUCCGAACAUUUUACACUCUGGUCUUCACUGUUCCCACAACCCUGAGAUGAUUUUCUUCUGUUUAUCCCAGAAGCCUGGUUAGUACUUCCUCAUUUUGCCGUGUUCUUUAAGUAUUGUGUGGUUUUGUAGGCCGUGCUCCCUUUUUCCCCAAAAACACCUUGUCUAUGAGACAUUUGAAAUCUGGUGCAAGUUUAGGAGUCAGACCACAACCAGAAUUGUAUCUUGGGCCAAUUUUACCACUUCUGCUCUCGAUUCUGCACGCUCCCAAGCUGGUGUUUUUUCACAUUACAGGUUGCCGUCCUGUGGUGGGUUGUGGUCAGCAUUUUUUGGCUAAACGAAAUAGGAUAGAAUAAAGUAGUGUGAGAAAUGUCAGAGUAUAUUGCUCGCAGUAGGAGAAGUAUUGUUUUGUUAAAAUUGUGUGUGUGCUCUGAGUACAAUGUAAAAUGCAUUUCCGGCCAUGAGUUGUGCUCCA